ACAGUUUGUAGUGAACAAAAGUCUCCAGAAUACAUCUCCUUUACUGCACAUUGAAAGAGUAAACAAAAGUUGCACAGAUUUUGACAGAUUCAGCUCAAUGGACUCUACACGCAGAUUUGGGAAAUACAGAGUGGAGCGGGAAGUGCUGGAUGAGGAGAGACUGGAAGAGGUAUCGCAGAGAAAAACGCUCUCUGACACUCACCUUUCUCUAACUGAGCAGCUUAAAGACUCCUUAAGAUGUACAGUACCCAAACUGAAACAAUGUGUGAUGAGCAGCUUGCCUGUGUUAUACUGGCUGCCCAAGUACUCAGUCUGGGACUAUGGCAUGCCAGACCUCAUCUCCGGCAUCAGUGUGGGCAUAAUGCACCUGCCACAAGGUAUGGCAUAUGCAUUGUUGGCUUCCUUACCUCCUGUAUUUGGGCUCUACACAUCCCUCUAUCCAGCAUUGAUCUACUUCUUUUUUGGAACAUCACGCCAUAUCUCUAUCGGUACAUUUACUGUGCUCAGCAUCAUGGUGGGUAGUGUGACAGAGAAACUUGCUCCAGACACGGAUUUCCUCAAAACAGGGAAUGGGACCAACGUCACUGCAGAGGUGGACAUAACUGCCCGGGACUUAUACAGGGUGCAGGUGGCGGCUGCAACUACUGUCCUAGGAGGACUUAUUCAGGUGGUACUGGGUUUGGUAAAGUUUGGAUUUGUGGGAAUGUACUUGUCUGAACCUCUGGUGCGGGCUUACACAACAGCUGCUGCAGCCCAUGCUGUGGUGGCACAACUGAAAAACAUCCUUGGAGUUUCACCAACACGAUUUAGUGGUCCCUUGACGCUGGUGUAUACUCUGAAGGAUGUUUGCUCCUUGCUGCCAUACACUCAUCUUCCCACACUGGUGGUCAGUGCUGUGUCCAUGGUGUUUCUGAUUGCAGCCAAGGAGCUCAACUCUUUUCUCAGUCCAAAGCUGCCAGUGCCCAUCCCAGUAGAGCUCAUCACAAUUGUGACAGGAACAUUGAUAUCAUCCUAUGCCCACUUGAACAGCAACUACACUAUUUCAGUUGUUGGAGAAAUUCCCAGUGGUCUACGUUCUCCCAGAGUACCAGAUGUGAAUAUUUUUAGAGAUGUUAUUGGUGAUGCUUUUGCAUUGGCCAUUGUUGGAUAUGCCAUAUCUAUUUCACUUGGAAAAACAUUUGCACUGAAACAUGGAUACAAGGUGGACAGUAACCAGGAGCUGGUGGCUCUGGGUCUCAGUAAUACAGUGGGAGGCUUCUUCCAGUGCUACUCUGUCUGCCCCUCUAUGUCUCGAAGUCUCAUCCAAGAGACCACUGGAGGAAAAACACAAAUGGCGGGAGUGGCCUCAGCUCUAAUUGUGUUGGUGACUAUACUGAAACUUGGACACCUGUUCCAGGAGCUGCCAAAGGCUAUCCUUGCAUCGAUUGUCUUUGUGAAUCUGAAGGGCAUGUUCAAGCAGUACUCUGACAUUGUUACACUGUGGAAAAGCAACAAGAUUGAUCUGGUGGUGUGGUUGGUCACUUGGGUGUCAACACUGCUGCUAAAUCUGGAUCUGGGUCUCGCAGCAUCGAUCGCAUUUGCUCUGCUUACUGUUAUCUUCAGAACUCAGCUCCCAACAUACUCUGUACUGGGAAAUGUUCCAGGUACAGAACUGUACGUGGAUAUAGAGACCCACAGAGAGGCAAGAGAGAUUCCAGGUGUUACUAUAUUUCGCUCCUCUGCUACGGUAUAUUUCGCAAAUGCUGAUCUCUACCUUGAGGCUCUGAAAGAAAAGAGUGGGCUUGACAUCAGUAAAAUGAUUAUCUAUAAGAGGAGGCAGGAGGCAAAACAGGAACGUAGAGAAAGGAGGGCUGAGAGACGGGCAAAAAGGCAAGCCAAGAGAGAGAGACGGGCACAGAAAGCAGCUAAACAGCUGUCCGGAGCACCGGUGUUCUCUGUGGAGGAAGAGGCCGGCUGCUGGAGGGACACGUGCGUGGACAGAGACGUUACAGACAAGGAGGAGCAGGGCUGGACUGAAAGGGAGAAUGGGACGGUGUUUGUCAUCCCAACCACUCCUCGAACACCAGACGGCCACUGUAGGUGGGAGUACCUGAAAGGAGGAGAUCCAGACUGCACCAGUUUAGGGUGGAUGUCUGAGCUGCAGGACGGGGACACCACCACUCUGGGCUCCAGCAGUGAGGACACGCUGAGUCACGACCUGGAACGGGUCUCUCUCGGGUCACUGGGCAAGUGGACGUGGGACAUUCACUCCAUCAUUAUCGACCUCUCCACGGCUAACUUCAUUGACACAGUGGCUAUCAAGAUUAUGAAAAAUAUUUUCCAGGACUUCAGUGAGAUUGAUGUCGAUAUCUACAUGGCUGGUUGUCAAGCCUCUGUGGUGGAACAAUUAGAGCUUGGUGACUUCUUCUCCGAGUCGAUAACAAAGAGACGUCUUUUUGCCUCUGUUCAUGAUGCUGUGCUCUACUGUUUGGACCAUCGUGGAGCGACAUCGUUCAUCCCAGCUGAUGUUCAGGACACAUACAGCAGCACAAAACUUUAAGGACUUCAACCAAACAGGACGUCCAGCACUGAGAUGAUCUCAACAUCUACUGGGGAGAAUAUCAGAAGCUGAGAAAUUUCACUUGCAAAUUAAUAGAUGCUAGCAUAAAACAAAUGAUACAAAUGAA
Molecule: messenger RNA, 2666 nt
Organism: Siniperca chuatsi (mandarin fish)
Lineage: Eukaryota; Metazoa; Chordata; Actinopteri; Centrarchiformes; Sinipercidae
Gene: slc26a6l1
Product: solute carrier family 26 member 6, like
Exons: 19
Coding region: 98-2539 (813 amino acids)
Biological process (GO): transmembrane transport
Cellular component (GO): membrane
Molecular function (GO): bicarbonate transmembrane transporter activity; chloride transmembrane transporter activity; oxalate transmembrane transporter activity
Source: RefSeq, a predicted model, not a curated record